Aegilops tauschii subsp. strangulata is the source of this 710-nucleotide messenger RNA. The record is from RefSeq and is a predicted model, not a curated record. NCBI's taxonomy places the organism in Eukaryota, Viridiplantae, Streptophyta, Magnoliopsida, Poales, Poaceae.
AUGGCAACCCUCGAGGACCUCCUCCACCUCCAGGCAACAAUCAGGGGGCUCAUUAUCCAGGUGAUGUCAACCCUCAAGGACCUCCUCCACCUCCUGGCUGUACACGGCAUCCUCUGCCACCUUCCUCCCCCGUGUGCUCCUCCCAAUGGCCCUACAGGCAGCACUCAGGGGGCUCAUCGUCCAGGUGAUGCCAACCCUCAAAGACCUCCUCCCCCGCCUGGCCCAACUAGCAGUGCCCUGCGUGCUACUCCCAAUGGACCUACAGGCAGGACUCAGGGGGCUCAUCACCCAGGCGAUUACAAUCCAAGUACCAUGACGGGCCGUGCUACUACAGGUGAUCGUGAUGGUCCUACUGCCCCGUUGGAGGCUGCAUCCCCUGCACAAUCUUCUGAUGAUUUUGUGCCUAGGGAUCCUCCAAGGUCUAGUACAAAGGGUAGGGCAAAGAGUCGACGGUACAAAUCGGCGCUGGAGCUACACCCAAAGAAGAAAAACAAAUGCAGCCAGUGCCAAUCUACAGAGCACACUGCUGGUGUGUGUCCACUCAGGCUACUGUGAUUCUGUUUCAUCGUUUGUAACUUUGAGACAAAAAAGGAAAAGAAUGAUGUUUUUUUAGUUGGCAACUGGUUAAAUAUUUAGUUGUUGAACAAUUGUAUGUCCAGUGCUCCUAAUGUAUCAACAAAAGUGAUGAUAUUGAGUUGCAAACGGAAUUA